UAUAUAGGGAGGGCUGGAGCCCCAGCUCCCCACUGCGCUGCCCAGAGGCCCCUGCCUGCCCUUGCCAGCCCCUGGGUCCCUGCAGUGCUGAAGCCAAACAUGGACGUCACCAUCCAGCACCCUUGGUUCAAGCGCGCUCUGGGGCCCUUCUACCCCAGCCGGCUGUUUGACCAGUUCUUCGGCGAGGGCCUCUUUGAGUACGACCUGCUGCCCUUCCUGUCCUCCACCAUCAGCCCCUACUACCGCCAGUCACUCUUUCGCACGGUGCUGGACUCUGGCAUCUCUGAGGUCCGAUCCGACCGGGACAAGUUUGUCAUCUUCCUCGACGUGAAGCACUUCUCUCCAGAGGACCUGACUGUGAAGGUGCUGGAGGACUUCGUGGAGAUCCAUGGCAAGCACAACGAGAGGCAGGAUGAUCACGGCUACAUUUCCCGGGAGUUCCACCGCCGCUACCGCCUGCCCUCCAACGUGGACCAGUCGGCGCUCUCCUGCUCCCUGUCAGCGGACGGCAUGCUGACCUUCUCGGGCCCCAAGGUCCAGUCGGGCCUGGACGCUGGCCACAGCGAGCGAGCCAUCCCCGUGUCCCGAGAGGAGAAGCCCAGCUCUGCGCCCUCAUCCUAAGCAGGCCCGCUUCGGCUGCCACCCCUGCGGCCCCGCCCCACCCUGGGGGCCCCAGAGAGGAGUGAUGUUUGUCUUCCUUGGCUUUCCUUUUUCUGUUUUCUCUUCAUCUUCUCAGACGGAGUGAGGGCUUGAGGGAGUGGGCCGGGGGCUCGGGCUCAGCUUAGGUGCUGCAGCUCCGGGGUGGCCCAGACCCCACACUGGCCAGUCAGUGGCGGUGACCGCAUCUCACACUUGUUCAGAGAGCAGCCUCGCCCCAGGGACGUAGGUGGCCUUCGCUUUGCUGGGAGCUCGGAGGACGGGGUGACCACACCCUGAGGACACCCCUUGCUGAGCACAUGGAGGCCCCUGGGCCUCAGGUCCAGGUGGGGCAUCUUGCUACCAAAGGCAGCCUCCCCCACAGCAGGCCCUGCCCACGCCUCCUGGGGCGCCGAGGUCUGCUGGGCCCAGGCCCCGUGUACCGGGCUCUCGGCAGCCUGCUCAUCUCAGCCCACCUUCCUCUGACCCCUUCUGUGUAGUACCGCUCUGGGGACGUGUCCCCCUGAGAAUGCACCGUGGCAGUCAAUAAAGAACAGGUGACC
Tupaia belangeri chinensis (Chinese tree shrew) is the source of this 1199-nucleotide messenger RNA. It is a transcript of the gene CRYAA, whose product is annotated as crystallin alpha A. The coding region runs from base 100 to 621 and encodes 173 amino acids. Lineage: Eukaryota; Metazoa; Chordata; Mammalia; Scandentia; Tupaiidae. Gene Ontology annotation, biological process: negative regulation of apoptotic process; lens development in camera-type eye; protein refolding. The transcript is spliced from 3 exons. The record is from RefSeq and is a predicted model, not a curated record. Gene Ontology annotation, cellular component: nucleus; cytoplasm. Gene Ontology annotation, molecular function: structural constituent of eye lens.